Pelagomonas calceolata is the source of this 3659-nucleotide messenger RNA. Lineage: Eukaryota; Pelagophyceae; Pelagomonadales; Pelagomonadaceae. The record is from the annotation of a GenBank genome assembly.
UGCCAAAAUCCGCUUCUCGACGACCGCAGCGCUCGCGCGGUGACGGCUUCUGGCGCUGGACCACACCGACGCGCCCGCGAGCCGUGCGAGGGGCAGCCCCACGCCGCCGUACAAGGAUGGCCCUGGCCCAGGACCUCGACCCCAACCGGCUCCUCCCGUCCCCACCCGGUGUUGGGGACGCGGCGCCGGCGGCGGUCUUCGCGACCAUGGGCGUCUUCACGGGAUUCUCGCCGGAGGUGCCCGGCGCCAAGGAUCCCAUUCCCAUCGUGCCGUGGGACGACGAUGGAGACUCCGGGAGCGACGACGCCAUGGACGAUUUUGAUGAGGACCCGCGCGAGCUCUUCGCCGAGGAUGAGGAGGAGGCCGACGCGCAGCGGCACGGCUUCGACGCGUCGGAGCGGCACCAGCAGUACCUCCAGAAGGUGCAGCUCGAGAAGCAGCGCGCGCAGCAGGAGGAGCUCCUGCGGGCCAAGAAGGAGGCUAGAAGGCGGAAGAAGAAGCAGGCGAAGUUAUUAGCGGCGGCGGAAGCGCGCAAGGCCAUGCGGGAGGUGCCGCCGCCGGCACCCGUGCAAGAAGAGGUAGAAGAGGCGGACCCGGAGGAGGAGCAGCUCGCGAAGGAGGCGCGGGUGCGCGAGACGCGGCGGCGCCAGAAGCAGCAGUACAAACGCUUGAUGAAGACGCUGGCUCUUAAAAGACGGCAGGAUUUGGCGUCCGCCGAGGACGACAAGGCGAAGGAGGACGAGUUCAAGCGCAAAGUGCGCGAGAACGGCCUGCGGCGCGCGCGGCAGCGCCGCGAGGAGGCGCUGAAGCGGAAGGAGGAACUGGGCGAGGUGGUGGCGGACGUCGUCCAGGGCUCGGCGGCGAAGGCCGCCUCUUUAUUGAAGCAGGCCGAGCGGAACGUGCUCGAGAAGCAGAACGUGCUGACCGACGAGGACUUCCUGAACGCCGAGGAGGCCAAGGAGGCGCUCAAGCGGAAGCGCGCCGAGCAGGCGAGGCUCCGCCAGGAGCGGACGCGGCUCCAGCUCGAGAAGAUCGCCGCGGACAAGCGCGCGAAGGUCGAGGCCGAGCAGAAAAAGGCCCAGAGAUUACUACGACGCCAGGAAUUAGUCAGGGAGCGCGUCCUGAACCGCGAGCGGCCCAAGGAACUCGUUGACAGGGGCGAGGACAAGGAGAACGAGCCCGUGCGCAAGGUCGCGGCCAAGGAAGAAGCGCCCGCGAAGCCCGUGCUGACCGAGGAGGAGAAAGAACGAAGACGACUAAGAAGAGAGCAGCAGGCCGAGGCCAUAGCUAGACUCAACAAGGUGUCCGAGAAGGACCAGCCCACCGGUGCUGUGGGAAGGGACUUCAAGGACUACAAGCGCAAGUUAGGGUUAUCGAAGGACACGAAGGUUUUUUGCAUGACGGGCUGGUACCCUUGUGUGAAAGACGCGUUGCUCGAGCGCGGCUGGCACUUCAAUGACGACCGCGAGUCGACGUUCUACGACCUGAAGUGGACGCUGCGGAGCAACGACAUCGACAAAGGCAUCAAGCCGAACCAGCUCACGAACCACUUCCUCAAAAACACGGCGAUUACGACGAAGGCGGGCCUGACGCGUAGCUUGUGUGAGUUGCACUGGCACUGCGACGACCACAGCGACCACGUCUACCCGCGGGCCUACGACCUGUCGUCCCCGCAUAGCCGGGGCUUCCUCGACGACUUUCGCGGAUUGGAAGCGGAGAAGUGCCUCAAGAACGUGAUCAGGAGCCUGGCGGGGGCCUCGUCCAGCGACGAGUCGUCCUCGGAGGACUCGUCCGAGUCAGAUUCGGAGGUGACGGACCCCGCCGCGUCCGCCGACGAAAUGAACAUGGAGUCGACCGACGACGUCGCGGAGGCGCCGGCGCCGGCGCCCGUCGCCGAGGCGCCCGCGCCGGCCGACGACGCGUCGGACAUUGAUAGUCUGGAGAUGGACGAACUCGACGGUGUCUUAGGAGACAAGGAGGCGCCCUUGUUGUUCAACGAGGAAUUGCUGCGGAUCGCGCUGCGGGUCUGCCGGAAGAAGCUGCGGGUGCUAGUUGAUGACGACACGGAGCUGGACGGGGGUUCGGGCUACUCUGAUAGGUUAGUCACGGACCUCGAGUGGGAAGCUAUGAGGCACGCCCAGGGUCGGGUGGAUUGCUCCCUGGCCCUGCCGAAGGACAUGCCCCCGACCUUGGAUGAUCUGUUGCAUUUGAAAGACGUACCCGACGAAGAAGAGACGCGGAGCUCGUUGGACCAGGCCGGGUCCAUCCUCGCGCGCGCGCGGGAAGACAAGUUGGAGAGAAUCCGGAAGGCCGAGCUCACCGAGAGACGCAAGGAGGCGCGCCGCAACUUGAUGCGCGCGCCCUCCCCGUUGAAAGAUGAUCUGAGGAAGGAGAUCGAGGCGGUCCUGGCGCAGUUGAGUUCCCUCGACCCGCAGCACCAGCUUAAUGGUGGCCCCGCCUCGACGCGAAAUACCUGGAUCGCCAAGCCCGCCGCGAAAUCAAGGGGGAGAGGCAUCGCGACCUUUGAUGAUUUGGAUAGACUACUGGACCACUGCGACGCGAAGACGGGCGGCUCGGGCGCGCUCUGGAUCGUCCAGAAGUACAUGGAGUCGCAGUUGUUAAUUGCGGAGCGGAAGUUCGACCUGAGGCAGUGGGUCCUCGUGACGGACUGGAACCCCCUCACGAUCUAUUUCUAUGACGAGUGCUACGCGCGGUUCACGUCCCAUAAGUUCACGGACGCGCGGGAAUCCUUGGAAAAUCCCUUCGUGCACCUGGUGAAUAAUAGUAUACAAAAGGAUGGGGAGAACUUCCAUGAUGACAUCGAAGCGGAGAACGGUGUGAGCAUCGAGGACUGCAUGUGGACGCAAGAGGACUUUGCCGGUUUUCUGGACUGGAAGAUGGCGCGGACGGACGCGACGACGGAUAGGUUACGCAAGUGUAAAGACUCUGAUGACGUCUUCACUGAUGUGGUGCAACCGGAGAUGCGCAAAAUUGCCGUCGAGGUGCUCCAGGCCGCGCGCGAUUCGAUAGAGCACCGGAAGAACUCCUGGGAGCUGUAUGGCUACGACUUCAUGGUCGACGCGGAGCUGCGGCCCUGGUUGAUUGAAGUGAACUCGAGCCCGGCGUGCGACUACUCGACGGCCGUGACGGAGCGGUACGUGAAGAAGGCUUUGGUGGACAUUCUGAAGGUUACGAUCGACAAGCGCGAGUGGGAGCGGACGCCCGUCGGCGACGAGCCGGACACGGGCGGCUGGCAGCUCGCGCACAAGGGGCCCUUCGUCGAGACGCCGAUCGCGUCGCUGACGGGCGGCGACAUCUACGCCGAGGGCAAAAAGGUGGAGGCGCCGCGGGCGAUCCGGGCGCGCGCCCGCGCCGCGGCGAAGGCCGCGGCCGCCGCGAAGCGGCUGCGCGAGGAGCGGAAGCGGCGCGAGGUCGCGGAACGCCACGCGGCGGCGCGGCCGCCCUCGCCGAAGCACGACGACAUGGCCGAGCUCGACGGCUUCCUCGAGGACGGCGCGACGGCGAAGCCGCCGGCCGUCGUCGCGCCGCCGUCGCCGCCGCGCGGCGCCGGUCGUCAGCGCCGCCGCCGGCGGCCUCGCCAGCAGGUCGUCGCCGUGCCGGUGCGUUCACGACCGGAACCGCGAUGUAUGAUACCCUAA